AUGUGCGAGGCUGGUGCAGGUACACUGCUGGAAUCGCUGGCAUUGAAGGGGGCCGACAUUCCCCCACAGAGUGAUCAGCACGGGGGGGACGAGAGUGAUAGCGAGGGCGGAGUUGAGGAGAUAAAGGAGCCAACCAUCCAGGAUUUGGCGGCGGAGCAGUUGUCUCAUGCUACACAGCUGAAGGGCCUGCAUGAAGACAUGGAGUCUCUGAAAGACUCCGUUUACAGUGGAGAAAAGGGACUCGACAAAGUGAUGGGUAUCUUGUCGUCACUCUUCACGGCCGUCCAGGGGAUGGCUGCCAAGACAGGGUUCAAGCUGCCGACGGGUUUAGUGGAGGUUUUGAACAGCGACGAACCCACCACCUCUACCGCUGCAGCCCCUCCGCCCCAUCGUACGCUCGCAGCAUCAUUGGAAGCUCCAGUGAACAUGAUCGCUGUUCCCCACGCUUCCACCACCGCUCCGUCACAUGCGCGCCCAACAUUUUGCGCGACGACGCCAUGUACUGUCCAAGGCCAGGGUGCCACACCCGGUGCACACAAGUCUGAGGCGGGUCACUCUGCUCUCGCGGCCGUCCCAUCUAGCACCACGCAAGGUCAGCCGGUUCUGCAGCAGGUGUUACUACAGCGGCAGGUGGCCUGGCAGGGAACGGUGAAGGUGCUCAACGAGCUUCAGCGGCGCAGGCAGGUGCACCUGAUGUUGCUUUUCCAUCUGCUCGGCGGCAGGCAGGUGCCUCCGCCGGUGCUUCGACACAAGGGGUUGGACAGCCAGGUGCAGCAUCGGGUAUGCCAGGAGCGGCAUCAAGUCUGCGAGGUGCACUUCAUGCAGCAGGCAGUGUUCCUACCGUACCGACUGGUCAGACAGGGUGUACGCGCACCAUCUGCGGUGGGGUUUGCGCAGAAUGCAGGCACUAUUCAGCAGGUGGCCACCUCAUCCGCCGCUCAUUCAUGGCCGAUUGGGUUUGCACAUCAACCUCCCAGCGCGGUUUACCCCGGUACUGUACAGCCAAGCGACUUACUGCAACUGCCCUUUUCGACGCUUCGUCCCCCGCUGCAUCCUUCUGCUCCUUUCCUCGCCGCUGAUGAGGUGCUCGACGAUACCAACAGCCAACCAGGUCACACCACCGCCGCUCAGGGUCGCGGUUUAUCGAGCAUGCUCCCCGGUUUGAUGCAGGGGUCCCAACAUGUACUGCCCUCACCUGCAGCCUCCUCAUCUAUGGCGCCCGCGACCCAGGGAGGGGAGAUCGGUGAGGUGCCCGGCAAAAGGGGGUGGACGGGCGUCACAAAGAAGCUGGAUAAGGACGAGUGGAUCGCCAGGAUCGUCCUAGACCGCGCAUCUCAGUCGCUGAUCGUCAUCAACAGCCACUUUGGAACGGAGGAAGAGGCGGCAAGGUCGAUAGCCGCAGCGUCGCACGUGAUGUUCGUUGACAAGCCAACGCGUGGGGAGCUCAUUCUCUUGACCGCCGCCGACAAGGCCAAGCUCAGCGAUUGUUCUGCACACCAGUGUGAGGUGAUGGUCCGCAUGAAGUUCUGGCACAUGUGGGAGGAGUGGAGGAAGUAUUGGCCUGCAGCGAAGGCAAAGUGGGACGAGAAAACGCGCAGGGACGAAAAGAAGAGAGCUGCAAUUAACGCCAGCUUGGAGGAAGCAGAUGCUCGCGCCGACAAAAUCGCCCGAAUGCGAGCUGGUGGAAAUUCUGGGCAUGCGUAUGCAUCUCAUGAGGAGGGGUCGGGAUCUAAGGAUGGUUAG
Molecule: messenger RNA, 1743 nt
Organism: Closterium sp. NIES-65
Lineage: Eukaryota; Viridiplantae; Streptophyta; Zygnematophyceae; Desmidiales; Closteriaceae
Source: the annotation of a GenBank genome assembly